Sparassis crispa is the source of this 720-nucleotide messenger RNA. RefSeq lists its product as hypothetical. The transcript is spliced from 2 exons. Lineage: Eukaryota; Fungi; Basidiomycota; Agaricomycetes; Polyporales; Sparassidaceae. The record is from RefSeq and is a predicted model, not a curated record. Bases 1 to 720 code for a protein of 239 amino acids.
AUGAAAGACCUCGAGAAGGAUGGCACCACGCUUGUGGUAGUUGCACAGAUUCUUGAUUUGCAGGAGCAGCGUUCUGAAGACUCAGAGCAACGAGGGUGGGUAUGGCAGCGCAAAUACGUCUGCCACAAUAGCAGACAAGCACAGCCAGAGUGCAAGCAGGCCACGCAGCACCAGUUUAUGAUAUCGAUUCCAGCCCUUCUUGUUCAUCCCCUAGCACCUUCUGUUAUUCGCUCCGCGGUGAGAACUUCGACGGUGCCUGGUGGGAUGGCGGGAGUUAUACGAAGUGACGAACCUCAAUUGCUGCCUACCUCUCAGCCGACAUGGUUAUUAGAGCACUCUCAGCUUGAAGAAGUCCUUGACUAUUCGUGGGAUUCCCUGAAGCCAGAAACUGAAGAAAUCAUCAGGAAUUUUGCACUUGUGCCAUCGCUAUUCACCCCCAGCUUGCGAUACAAAAAUUCGCAAGAACAGCUGCAGCUGGUCGUACUUGAUGUUCCAGAGUAUUUGAGCAUGGAAUUGAAGACGGGCGACACCAUCGUGAAGUGUCACUUUUGCCCCGUAUCACUGCCACUGAAGGGGAUGCGGAACCAUGUCAGGAUCCAUAUUUUAUACUCUCAGAGGGAUAUUGAUGAGGAGGACAUCCUCAAGGAGGUGUGUCGCAAUGCCAUCAAUAGGUUGAUCUCACUCUCAGUGGGGAACUUGCCCUUCCUCACACACAGAUAG